Messenger RNA from Drosophila serrata, 1445 nucleotides. RefSeq names its product G protein alpha s subunit (gene Galphas). Gene Ontology annotation, molecular function: GTPase activity; G protein-coupled receptor binding; GTP binding. NCBI's taxonomy places the organism in Eukaryota, Metazoa, Arthropoda, Insecta, Diptera, Drosophilidae. The record is from RefSeq and is a predicted model, not a curated record. Gene Ontology annotation, biological process: sensory perception of chemical stimulus; adenylate cyclase-activating dopamine receptor signaling pathway. Gene Ontology annotation, cellular component: heterotrimeric G-protein complex; cytoplasm.
CCUGCAGCUCAGAUCAGUGGAAGCGCUGAGUUGAACGGUGGUGCCACUGGGAUCCGCUAGCCGUGAAUUGUACAUAAGGACAUUGUGUAUAAAACUCGGAAAAGUCUCAGCUAUACUGGAGCAGAACGGAGAAAACACAAGGGGUGCCGAGUCACCCGACGCGAACCAGGAAAACCGUGCGACGUGUUGGUGGACCCCGUGGGCUGCGAUGGGUUGCUUUGGGUCGCCCACCUCGAAGCAGUCGUCGUCGGAUGUGAACUCCUCGGAGGACUCGAAGAGCCAAAAGCGCCGGAGCGAUGCAAUAUCUAGACAGUUGCAGAAGGACAAACAGCUCUACAGGGCCACGCACAGGCUGCUCCUCCUUGGAGCCGGUGAGUCCGGCAAAUCAACUAUAGUCAAGCAGAUGCGAAUAUUGCAUGUCGAUGGAUUUUCUGAAACAGAGAAGAAACAGAAAAUUGAUGAUAUUAAAAAGAAUAUUCGAGACGCUAUCUUGACUAUUACAGGAGCCAUGAGCACACUUAAUCCACCUGUAGCUUUAGAAAAGAAAGAAAAUGAACCCAGAGUGGAGUACAUUCAGGAUUAUGCAUCUAGUCCGGACUUUAAUUAUCCUCCUGAAUUUUAUGAACAUACAGAAGAACUAUGGAAAGACAAGGGUGUUCUUCAAACCUAUGAAAGGUCGAAUGAGUAUCAAUUAAUCGAUUGUGCGAAAUACUUCCUGGACCGAGUUAGCACAAUCAAGAAUCCAAACUAUACCCCUAAUGAGCAGGAUAUUCUUCGGUGCCGUGUUUUGACUUCUGGAAUAUUUGAAACAAGAUUUCAAGUUGACAAAGUAAACUUUCACAUGUUUGAUGUCGGAGGACAGCGAGACGAGCGUAGGAAAUGGAUUCAAUGUUUUAAUGAUGUAACCGCUAUUAUAUUCGUAACUGCGUGCUCAAGUUAUAACAUGGUUUUGCGUGAAGAUCCCACCCAAAAUCGACUUCGAGAAUCUUUGGAUUUGUUCAAGAGUAUUUGGAACAACAGAUGGCUUCGCACGAUUUCUAUUAUACUAUUUUUAAAUAAGCAAGAUUUGUUAGCAGAGAAAAUUAAGGCUGGAAAAAGUAAAUUGUCGGAAUAUUUCUCCGAGUUUAACAAAUACCAAACGCCAAUCGACACAGGUGACGCAAUAAUGGAAUCCAAUGACGACCCAGAAGUAAUACGAGCAAAAUAUUUCAUACGAGACGAGUUUCUGCGUAUAUCUACCGCUAGCGGAGACGGUAAACACUAUUGCUAUCCACAUUUCACAUGCGCCGUUGACACAGAGAACAUUAAGCGAGUGUUUAAUGAUUGCAGAGACAUUAUUCAAAGGAUGCACCUUCGUCAAUAUGAAUUGUUAUAGGUUAUCCUCCCCCCAUCGCCGUAAUGCAAGUAAAUAAAAAAAUAUUAAUGACUUACUGUUUUAAAUAUAA